CUGUGUCGCUGAGGGAAGGAUUGGAGACUUGCAAGUGAAGGAAACGAAGAAGGAAACGAAGAAGGAAACGAAGUAGGUGUGUGCGCCCUUCACCACUGCCCCCCGUGGCCGCCUGUGUGCUGGAGCAAACGGCAGGCGCGCAGGCGUCUCGCAAACGCAGCCAUCAGCGUCUUUUCUGUCGCUCGCCACCCCUUUUCGCAGUCCACCACAACCGAGCACGAUACUCAUACGUCGACGCAGAUACACGCGGAGGAACUAUCAACAUGUCUUCUCUGUCUCGCCGUGCGUGCUUCAAGUGCGGAAACGUCGGGCACUAUGCUGGUGAGCCGCCCUGCCUUUGGCCGCCGCCUACGCUGCAAUGGGACGCUGUCGCGAGUGCUCGUCGCGAGAUGGCGCUCUCGAUACCGGUACCCGGGUCGCGCAAGCACGAGCUGUGCGACACUGUAACUCGAGGGACACGCGACUGACGUCGAGGAACAGAGGUGUGCUCGUCUUCCGAGAGGCUCUGCUACAACUGCAAGCAGCCUGGACACGAGUCCAACGGAUGCCCGCACCCACGCACUACAGAGAGUACGUUACGCUCGUUCCUUGAGCCCCUCUUCCCCGCGGAAUACAUCACAAUGGCCCGUUGCGUGUAGAUCUCGGCCCGAGGGAAGGAUGUGUACCUUGAGGGAGGGUUGGCUAACAACUGGGCAGCGAAGCAGUGCUAUCACUGCCAGGGCCUUGGCCACGUCCAGGCCGACUGCCCGACUCUGCGGCUAAGCGGAGCUGGCACCAGCGGACGAUGCUACUCCUGUGGCCUUACCGGC
Trematosphaeria pertusa is the source of this 809-nucleotide messenger RNA. RefSeq lists its product as uncharacterized. The transcript has 3 exons. The record is from RefSeq and is a predicted model, not a curated record. The coding region runs from base 264 to 467 and encodes 67 amino acids. Lineage: Eukaryota; Fungi; Ascomycota; Dothideomycetes; Pleosporales; Trematosphaeriaceae.